Syngnathoides biaculeatus (alligator pipefish) is the source of this 5358-nucleotide messenger RNA. RefSeq names its product NEDD4 like E3 ubiquitin protein ligase (gene nedd4l). The record is from RefSeq and is a predicted model, not a curated record. Gene Ontology annotation, molecular function: sodium channel inhibitor activity; ubiquitin protein ligase activity; protein binding. Bases 48 to 3854 code for a protein of 1268 amino acids. The transcript has 27 exons. Gene Ontology annotation, biological process: regulation of dendrite morphogenesis; ubiquitin-dependent protein catabolic process. Lineage: Eukaryota; Metazoa; Chordata; Actinopteri; Syngnathiformes; Syngnathidae.
UCGUACAGCCUGUGGAGGGAAUUGAGGCUAUCGGAUGGGAAGUAAAAAUGGCACGUCUGCGUUUGUAUUUUGGCUCGAACCGCAGCAACACCGCCCCGGAGAUACUGGAAGGAGACACAGAAGAGCAGCAGAGAGACAGUGAUGUAGCCACGGCGCUUCGCACUCCGGAACCUAUGACAUUAAGUCCUUUUCAGGAAUCCGCGGAGCAGCCAUUUCCUCCAUUGUCUUUUGGUCCGCGUACGGAACCGCUCCUUAAACGCAGUUCCUCCAUGUUCAUACCCCAGCUUGCAGCCUAUGCUGAGGCACGACCCACAAAAAGCUCCUCCAUGCUCAUCUCUCUUCAGCGCUCUGAUGGAGCAAGUAAUGGGGAUUCCAGUGGGCAAGUUGAUGAUGUCCCGCCACCCUGCUAUACUCCUCCCGGACCUGCGCCUACAUAUGCUGAAGCUUCUGGUCAAGCAAAUGUUCCGCGACAACCACCUCCUCCAUACUGCGGCCCAGAUUCUCCCAACUCGCAAAUGUUUGUGGGAGAGCCAAACUUUCUAAACCGCAGAGUCUAUAGCAUUGGUUCGAAUGGCCAUAAUGUCUACAGCAGAGGCCAGCCAGGUAUCAGUGUUGGUGGCAUUCGUAUUCGGAGGAACUCAACCGAUGGUACUGACAUACGGCAUCUUAGAAUAUUACCUUAUGGUCAUUCUGGUUGGACUGUCCAGCAGCAAUCCCCUGCUUCUAAUAGUGGAACUCAGAGACUUGUGUUUCAGCUCCAGCAAAACCAGAAUCAAGAGCUGAACCAAUGCAGGCAGCAAUCUGAUUUACCCCAGGAGGACCACACCAACGCUGAAUUUGUUAGCUCAAGCAGUGGGCGUCUGGUCCGUUACCCCAGAAUUAGACUGGAAAGAGGUUCAUCUCCACGUUUGCUAGAGAAUGCACCAGACAGUGUUCUCAAUAGCCACACUGCCGCUCCAGACAGCCAACCGAUAGAAGAGCAUCUAAGAAUGGACACAAGAUCUAAUGGUUGUACUUUUAAAAUCAGUGGAGAUACCCCCCCAAGGCAGCCCCAUCUCAAGAUUUACUUCACCCCAGGAGGACCUGAAGACCAGGAUGUGAAUCUUGGGGAUGAUUCAGACACAAAUAAUCCCAAGACCAGAGAUGAUUUCUUGGGACAAGUGGAUGUUCCUCUCAGUCAUUUGCCGACAGAGGACCCCGCCAUGGAGCGCCCCUACACAUUUAAGGACUUCCUGUUGCGGCCCAGAAGUCACAAGUCCAGGGUAAAGGGUUACUUGCGUCUGAAGAUGGCCUACCUGCCCAAACAAGGAGGGCAAGAGGAGGAAGCUGGAGAAAUGAGGGAGGAGACAGAGGGGUGGGAUGAAUCUGCAGAUUCGGGCUCGCAACGCCCCCAGCAGCUGCUGCCGCCAUUGCCUGCAGGCUGGGAGGAGAAGGUGGACAACCUGGGGCGCACCUACUACGUCAACCACAACAACCGGUCCACGCAGUGGAAACGGCCCUCCAACAUGGACGUGAUUUCGGAAACUGAGAGUGACAAUCGCCAGCGUCAGAUCCACCAGGAGGCGCAUCGUGUUUUCCGUUCAAGGCGCCACAUCAGUGAGGACCUGGAGAACGAACACAUGGAGCCGCGGGAGGUCGCUGACAAUUCCUGGGAGCUGAUAACAGAGGAAGACCCUAACGAUAACCUGGCCCAGUCCCAUCCUGGCACAUCCUCCGUGCUGACCCCACAGCCCCCGGCGACACCUGUUUCCCAGGAGUUCUCAGACGAUUUGAGCAUGAGGCUGUCUUUCACUCCCAACACCAACGGCGAAGUGCCUGGGCCUAGCUCGGUUCUGACCCAGUUGUCAAACCGACUGCGCUCUUCCAGUAUGACGGAUGGUGUUAGCGAUCAGGCCCAGCCUCCCCCUCUUGCGCAGCGUUCCCAUUCCAGAAGAACCAGAGCUCAAACAGUCUCAGGUGGUGAGGAUGCCACGUCUCCCACAGUGACCGCGUUCAACCUGACCACCCCGGGCCUGCCCCCUGGAUGGGAGGAACGGAAGGACGGCAAGGGAAGAACUUAUUACGUCAACCAUAACAACCGCACCACUACCUGGACUAGGCCUAUUGUGCAGUUGACUGAAGACGGAGCCAGCACCUCAGCAGCGGCGGCAUCACCGUCAGGGGCGACCGCCGCCCUGGCACCCGCACCCUCUCCCUCCUCCAAUGCCUCCUCUAAUGCCUCCAACAACCACCUCCAUGAGCCCCAAGUCCGACGACCUCGUAGCCUCAGCUCCCCCACUGUCACCCUCUCUACCCCCUUGGAGGGGGUAAACAACAUCCCGGCGCGGCGUGCAGUGAAGGACACCUUUUCCAACCCUCAGUCCCCACAGCCGUCGCCCUACAGCUCACCCAAGUCUCAGCACAAGGCCCAUCUGAGCUUCUUGCCGCCAGGCUGGGAGAUGAGGAUUGCCCCCAAUGGACGGCCCUUCUUCAUCGACCACAACAGCAGAACGACAACCUGGGAGGAUCCCAGGUUGAAGUAUCCUGUCCAUAUGAGAAAUAAGAACUCCAUGGAACCUGGUGAACUCGGCCCUCUUCCUCCUGGGUGGGAAGAGCGAAUUCACACAGAUGGACGUACCUUCUACAUUGAUCACAAUACAAAGAACACGCAGUGGGAGGACCCGCGACUUCAGAGUCCUGCUAUCACGGGACCGGCUGUUCCGUAUUCCAGAGAGUUCAAGCAAAAAUAUGACUACUUUCGGAAGAAACUGAAGAAGCCGGCAGACAUCCCCAACCGAUUUGAGAUGAAACUUCACCGCAACAACAUCUUCGAGGAGUCGUACCGUCGGAUCAUGUCGCUCAAAAAACCCGACGUUCUGAAAGCGCGCCUGUGGAUCGAGUUUGAGUCAGAGAAGGGCCUGGACUAUGGCGGCGUGGCCCGCGAAUGGUUCUUCCUUUUGUCUAAGGAGAUGUUCAACCCCUACUACGGCCUCUUCGAAUACUCUGCCACAGACAACUACACCCUACAGAUCAACCCCAACUCUGGCCUGUGUAAUGAGGACCACCUCUCCUAUUUCAAGUUCAUCGGACGUGUUGCGGGAAUGGCCGUGUUUCACGGGAAGCUACUGGAUGGUUUCUUUAUCCGACCAUUCUACAAGAUGAUGCUGGGUAAACAGAUUUCCCUGAAGGACAUGGAGUCUGUGGACAGUGAAUACUACAACUCCCUCAAAUGGAUCCUGGAGAACGAUCCCACGGAGCUCGACCUGCGGUUUUGUAUUGACGAGGACAAUUUUGGACAGACAUAUCAGGUGGACCUCAAGCCCAGCGGCUCAGACAUGGUGGUCACAAAUGAAAACAAGAAGGAAUACAUCGAUCUGGUCAUCCAGUGGAGGUUUGUCAAUCGGGUUCAGAAGCAGAUGAAUGCCUUCCUGGAGGGCUUCACUGAGCUGAUCCAAAUAGAUCUGAUCAAGAUCUUUGAUGAAAAUGAACUGGAGUUGCUCAUGUGCGGCCUGGGCGAUGUCGACGUCAAUGACUGGCGGCAGCACACAGUUUACAAGAAUGGCUACUGUCCCAACCACCCAGUCAUCCAGUGGUUCUGGAAGGUUGUGUUGUUGAUGGACGCUGAAAAGAGGAUCCGACUCCUCCAGUUCGUUACAGGAACGUCGCGGGUACCCAUGAACGGCUUUGCUGAGCUUUAUGGUUCCAAUGGCCCUCAGCUGUUCACUAUUGAGCAGUGGGGAACGCCGGAUAAGCUCCCCAGAGCCCACACGUGUUUCAACCGUUUGGACCUUCCCACCUACGAAUCCUUCGAGGACCUGCGGGAGAAGCUGCUCAUGGCUGUGGAGAACGCGCAGGGCUUUGAGGGAGUUGACUAGACGGGAAGCCUCCGACAAACGAAAAACGCCAUCAAAACCAACCUCCCGAUUUAUGGGAAUUAACAAACGGGAAAUACGACAACAAAAAAGCGUCCAAACCAGCUGUUGUAGCAUGCGGUUAGCCAACGCCCGACUGUUAGCCAUACACAUCUGUACAGUGAGUCGACAUGCCCACUGCAUCUUUCAACGUGGGGAUAGGUUAGAGCGUGGCCGCCCCAGCAGGGAAGGGAGAGGAUUGAAUCCCCUGGCAUGAGCAUGAGAUACCAUCCCGUCACCACUACGUCCUGUGGAAGCACUAUUACUAACCACGACUAACAUUUCACCACCCUAGCUAGCGCUGCAGCCAAGGCCUUAACACGGCCCCUAACACCGGAUUACCUUAGCGUUCGAUCCAACUAGCCAAUUUCACUUCAGGAAAUUUGCCACACCCCUUCUCCUAUGUUGCCACAGGAGCCUUUUUGUCGAUUUACGGGAGGAUUUGUUUUGUUUCUUUUAUAUAUAUACACAUACAUACAUAUAUAUAUACAUAUAUAUAUAUAUAUAUAUAUAUACAUACAUACAUAUAUAUAUAUAUAUAUAUAUAUAUAUAUAUAUGGUUGUUGUUUUUUUAAAUCAUUGGUAUGAUUCCUUCAGGAAAUAUGACGUCUUUGUACUGAUGUUUACUAUUUGGACAACUCUCAUAGAUCACGCGAAAUGAAGUGCAAAUGGAAAAAAAAAAACUCCAUAUCCUUUGUUACGUGAUAAAUAGCAAAUGUGUUAAAUAAAUCUUUUUUUUGUUUGUUUGUUUUGUUAAUAUUAUUGUUAUCACUACUCUGAAUAUCGUCGUAGUGCUCCGAAAGCAGCAUGAAAAUGACAAAAUGUACUUGGCUCAUGAUUCGGACAUUCGGAGCUAGUUUCUGCAAGACUAUCAUGAUAUAAAUAGUCUCGGCUUGUUCAUAAUGCUGUAAAUCGCUCUCUUUUUUUCAUGAUAUAUAAAUGUAUGUAUGCAUUACUUUUAACAGAAGUAUUACCGAUCAACACUAAAAAUGAAGUGUAUGUAUGUGCGCGUGUGUGUGUGGGAGAAAGAGACAAGCUGUGAUUUAAAACGCUUGAAUAUUAUUACAAAGUACAAAGAAAAUGGAAAAAAAAAAAAAAAAAAACUUCUUGUUCUAACACCACAGAACGUAAAGGGCACUUUAUACAUUACUGAGGUCACCUGUGUCGUCAACUUUUGAAUGUGAUUCUAUUUCAUAUGCAGCGCUUAGCCGGUGCAAUAGAACCCAAACUAACGUGGUUAAGCUGCUAAACCAACCACAUUUUGGGGGGGGGUUGAAAAUGACUUUAUUUCCACUUCCUGCUGUUGCCGCCCUCUCGGUUGCCAUUUAUUCUUUCUUAUGUAUGUUUCUGCUUAUUUUUCUAAAAUCGGUGGCAUGUCAAAUUUCUUAAAAAGACGCCACUGUUCUCUGCGCUCAACUCUUUUGUGCUUCAUUUAACUUCAGUCCAAUAAAAGUGAAACUUCUGUCAA